AUUGUCAUGGUUGUGAUAUAGAUAAUCGCGACAGCCACAAUUAGUCACGAAAAAUAUUAUACAUAAAGAACAACAUUGUAUUCGUACAUUGUAGUCGUGACUGAGUGAAUAGUUUGUAGAACGAGGGAAGAAGUCGUCUACCCGCACGGCCUGCUGGGUAAUAUGUUAACGACAUAGCUACGUUGAUUAGCGUGUGAAGCUGGAUAAGUAUAAGAAAACAUAUUGGAGUGAACUAAAUGUUUUACUGACGAAUUGCACAGAAACUGGAGGAAGCGAAAGACAUGUCUGUCUCUCUGACAGAGGAAAGAGACAGGAUCCAGCGACAGGUAGAGAAGCUGGAGCAGAUUCUGUCUGUCACAAACACUGACCUGCAGCUGUUGAGCAGUGAUACAGAUAAUGAAUCUAACAGUGAUAAAGAGACCGAGGCAGAUAUCUUGGCUCAGAGAGAGAAGAUCCAGAAAGAAAUUCAGAACCUGGAGAGUGUCCUCGGACCUCACAGUCUGUCCUGUGUGUCAGAUGAUGAAAGCAGCAGCAGCACCAGUGAUGAUAGCGAGUUGGGACUGUCGCUGUCUGUAGAGUCCUGUCUUCAGAUGAACCUGGUUUACCAGCAGGUGCUUCAAGAGACUCUUUCCAAGCUGGAAACACUGCUGACACACAACCAAAAACAGCAGAAAGAAGUAAUAUGUCAGAUGUCUGGACAAAGCAAAGAACCUAAAGAAAGGGUCAGAUCCUCCUGCCCCUCCUCCUACGAAUUACCAGUGACCAUGUACCUGGGUCGAUUCCUCAAACCCUACUUCAAAGACAAACUGACAGGACUGGGACCACCUGCCAAUCAGGAGACAAGAGACAAGGCCAGCAAGCUGACAGGAUUUCCAGAUGACGACAGAAUGAAAACGAAACGAUGGGAGAGUUGGCAGAAAAAGUUGAUAUUUCACGCAGUUUCCAGAGACACCAUGAUGAAACUGAUCCAACCCAAACUUUCCAGGGUGGAGUUCCUGUCUAAGAAAAUUACCUCCACGACAGAUGAGAUGGAGAAGCAACAGAUUAGGAAUCAGAUUGACCAUCUGGAGAAAGAAAUCGACGGUUUCAGAAAUAUGAAAAAGGAGGAUCUAAUGGGCGGACGUUUGGAUGAACAUGAUUGGCAGAAGAUCUGUAAUGUGGACUUUGAAGGGACGAAGUCUGCAGAUGACAUCAAAUUCUUCUGGCAGAACUUCCUUCAUCCGUCUAUCAACAAGUCAACCUGGAGUAAAAAGGAGGUGGCGCAGCUCCGAGAAGUUAGCAGCAAACAUGGAGCGAGACACUGGGAUGUUAUCGCCGAAGAAGUCGGGAUGGGAAGGACAGCCUUCAUGUGUCUCCAGACGUACCAGCGCUUUGUCUCGAAGACAGUGAAACGCAGCAAGUGGACCCCUGAUGAGGACAAUCAGCUGAGAGAGCUGGUGGAAAAAAUGAGGAUUGGAAACUUCAUCCCCUAUACGCAGAUCAGUUACUUCAUGGAGGGCCGGGAGCCCAGUCAGCUGAUCUACAGGUGGAACCACGUCUUGGAUCCCACGCUAAGGAAAGGUCAUUGGACCAAAGAGGAGGACCGGCUUCUCCUUCAAGCUGUUGCUCGUCACGGGGAGAAAAAUUGGUGGAAAAUCAAGUUGGAGGUUCCUGGACGGACGGACACUUCCUGCAGAGACAGAUACUAUGACACUCUGAAGUCAGGAACAAAGCGAGGUGCAUUUAGUGAAGAAGAGAAAGAGCUGCUGCGGACACUGGUCCAGAAACACGGUGUCGGUCGCUGGGCAAAGAUUGCCAGUGAGAUCCCCAAUCGCAUUGACGCCCAGUGCAUGAGGGCGUGGAGGAACAUAAACAAAGCCAAUAAACCCGCUAAGAGAAAAAAGGUUGAGACGGACACGGAUGUGGAGACUUUAACUGACGAGAGCACGGCUGAGAGCACUGAGGAGGAGGAGGACACAGAGGAAGAGGAGGAGGACACAGAGGAAGAGGAGGAGAAUAGCGCUUCUCAUCCUGACAAAGAGAAAGACUACGUCCACACCAUCCCACCAAUGAAGGAGUGGAUUCCAGUAACUAAAAAAGAAAAUAAAUCCUUAUCCUCUGAAUUCCUGGUGGUGCUGCCUUCUUCUGCUGACACUGGGACAAAAGUUCGCUCAACUAUUGUGUGCAAGUUUGGAUGCUCUGUGUUCAUCGGUCCAAGUCCCAGAAAGCUACGCGGGGAUGAGGUUGUCACUGAGAACACAAUGUUGAUGGUUUCAUAUAAACAACUGCAAGAUUAUCUGUACCACAAACUGACCAGGGUCAAUAGACACAGGUCCACAAAAAAACCGGGCAGAGUGACGACCUCAAAUGUGGGCCUUCACCUUCAGGCAGCGGUGGCGCCCUGGAUCGGCAACUUGCUGAUCCCGGAGUCAAACUUAGAGAAGGGUUUUGACAGACUGAGGGAGCUGGGAGGGAAAUCACAGGUCUCCUCGACGUCCAUCUUUGUGUUUAUGUUGCUGGUCAUGAAAGUGGACACCAGUGGGUGCAAGGCAGUAAUACAGCAGAGGAGAUUUGGGGUGGGCCCCUCUUCCAAGACUGUGGCAGGGAUCCUAGAGCAGAGGAGAACUGCCAACAGGAUGUUUGAACAGCAACAGAGGUCGUCCCUAAAUGCGCUCCAGACUGUGAAACCAGUACAGACACUGCAGCACCAAAUACUCCAGCCACUACAACAGUUUCCUGUCAUUCUUCCUGCAUCGAAUGUGCUCCAGACGUGUCCUGGGAAACCUCCAGAGAUGUCUCCCGUGUUUGUUUCUCAACCUUUUUUUAUCACAAAUCCUGUCCUCCAGCCCCCACAACGUGCGGCGUCUGUCAAGCAGAACAUACCAACCUACUUCCUGAAUGCAUCUUCUGUACCUCCAUCCAGACUUCUUUUACAUGUACCACCUAUUGCACAGACACUCAUGCCCCCUAGUGUGACUCCCAGCAGCGUUUCAGUCCAACCGCAGUCCCUACCGAUAAAUCCGACCCUCAAACUAGUGCAGCCAUCUGUUCCCAACCAGGCUGUGCUUCUGUGGUCCACACCCAGUCAACCUUCCCAAACCUCUGAAGUCUCCAACAUGACUAAAUAUAAAAGCACUGACAGUACAUCCUCUACUUCAAACUUCACCAACGUUCUAUUGGACCAUGACUACGCAGUUCCUUCAAUCAAGGACCACGGCGUCACAGUUGACUCCUGUAAUCAACACAAAGAGAGAAAACGAGAACGAGAGGAGAAGAAAGACAGAGGGACAAAUGUGCAAGGCGGCAAAAAUCCAAAUGGGACGGGUGAGGCAAAUAGGAGUGAGGUUAUGCCGCAGAAAAGGAUACGAAAGCCGUCUCUAAAGGUCAAAGAAAUGAAGGAAACCCGUGACGCAGUGAAAUAUAAAAGCACUGACAGUACAUCCUCUACUUCAAACUUCACCAACGUUCUAUUGGACCAUGACUACGCAGUUCCUUCAAUCAAGGACCACGGCGUCACAGUUGACUCCUGUAAUCAACACAAAGAGAGAAAACGAGAACGAGAGGAGAAGAAAGACAGAGGGACAAAUGUGCAAGGCGGCAAAAAUCCAAAUGGGACGGGUGAGGCAAAUAGGAGUGAGGUUAUGCCGCAGAAAAGGAUACGAAAGCCGUCUCUAAAGGUCAAAGAAAUGAAGGAAACCCGUGACGCAGUGGCUGAAGUCACGAAGAAGAAAGUCGCCUGCUCUCAAAAGUCAAAAGUCGGCAAAGUAACAACGAAGAAAGUUGUCCAACAGACACAGACUCCACCUUUAGGUCCAAGUCCGUCCACGAGUGAAGUGACUCCUGGUGGACACGUCCUCCAGGCGCACUCCCAGCUCCAAAGCCCACUCCUUGUUGUCACUCCCAACCCUCCCACCAUCCCCGCUGCUCAUCGGCUCCUUCCUCGUCGGAUCCUCCCUCGUCAGGAACUCCUCCCUGGUCAGAGACCCCUCGCACCUCAACCACCAUUAGUCUCCGUAAAUCCGAGACGGUUCAUUCCGAUUUGUCCUGCCGUCCCCAAAACCUUCUCCUCUGGUCCUCUCCCUCAGACCUUCAUCUUACAACCCAUCCCAAACCCGGGACUACUGAAUCCUCCCCCUACCCUUUUGUCUGAAGCCUCACAGCCUAUUGGAGGUGUGGUCAGACCAGACACUCCUUCUCAUCCUCCUGCUCCUGCCUCUUCUAGCAAGCCUUGUCAGUUUGACCCUUCCCUCAUGUUCCUGGAAUCCCAGGAGGUUGUGAAGGAUUGGCUGAGUGGAAAGGGAGGGGUGUCGGCACCUGAAGUGGGCGUGGCUGUGCCCUACCUGCCACCUUUUGUCAGCAAUCUGCGCAUGCUGUCGGCGCUUCUCUGCGCAAAAAAGUCACUGACUGAAUCAGCACUGCAGCUGCUGGGUGAAGACCAGCAGACGGGGACUCAAACACACUCCAGACCUGAGACCAGCACAAACCAGACCUGCAGUCCUGUUCCAUCAGACCUUCCAGAUACCCCCGCCACUACCGUGCUUAGCGUGGACGACAAUGCGUCAGCAGCGCCCUCUGUCAACACUGACCUGCAGGGAGCGAAAAAGGAGGGAGUGGAGGUAUCGGAGGAGGAGGAGGAAAAGCUUUUGGCAGAAGUAUCCAAGCUGGUAACAAAUGGUUUCUCCGAAAACCCCGCCUACCAGAUGUUGAAGGCUCGCUUCCUGUCCUGCUUCACUGUCCCCGCCCUCCUGGCCACCAUUCAGCCAAUGACCUGUGAGGAAAGAGAGGAGAACGAAGAGUACGAUGAGCAGGAGGAGAUGUUCAAGAAAAUGAAAGAACGAUCGAGGCAGAGGAGAGCACAGAAAUCUUUGUUGGUGUGUGAGGAAUCAGGAAAUCCAGCUCAUUAAAUCUCAGGAAUACGCAACAUUUGAAGUCCCUGAUACAAGAACUGAGCCUAACUAAUAAUUAGCUCACGGCAUUGUCCAUCAUGUGUUCAUGGUAAUAUUGGUUUUUUUUUGUAUUUUUUUUUUUUAUUUCAACGUCAUCCAAGUUUUUUUGAGUUUGGUCAAACUAACACUUUAACAUAAAUAUUUAGCAUUUGAACCAUUAUUGUGAUAAGGUUUUCUUAGAUGAUUCCUGGUUUCUGCAGGGGAAUCACAGUUGUGACAUCAGUUUUGAAGGAAGUUGAAAGUUUCAGGUGCAUUCAGGAACCCCAGAGUGAUGAAAUUAAUUUAAAACCAAAAGUGUCACAACUUUUCUUUUGUAAAGUUUCUGCGCAGAAAAGGUUGUUAUUAUGGAACGAACUCCAGAGUGAUGAAAUUAAUUUAAAACCGAAAGUGUCGCAACUUUUUUUUGUAAACAGUUUCUGCGCAGAAAAUUUUGUGUUAUUAUGGAAAGAAUAUUUUUGCAAUAAAGUGAAAGAGAAAUAA
This is a messenger RNA of Cynoglossus semilaevis (tongue sole), 5405 nucleotides long. RefSeq names its product small nuclear RNA activating complex, polypeptide 4 (gene snapc4). Gene Ontology annotation, biological process: snRNA transcription by RNA polymerase II; snRNA transcription by RNA polymerase III. Lineage: Eukaryota; Metazoa; Chordata; Actinopteri; Pleuronectiformes; Cynoglossidae. Gene Ontology annotation, cellular component: snRNA-activating protein complex. The record is from RefSeq and is a predicted model, not a curated record. The coding region runs from base 282 to 4883 and encodes 1533 amino acids. The transcript is spliced from 24 exons. Gene Ontology annotation, molecular function: RNA polymerase III type 3 promoter sequence-specific DNA binding; RNA polymerase II cis-regulatory region sequence-specific DNA binding.